Messenger RNA from Cucurbita moschata (crookneck pumpkin), 1446 nucleotides. RefSeq lists its product as uncharacterized. The coding region runs from base 1 to 1416 and encodes 471 amino acids. The record is from RefSeq and is a predicted model, not a curated record. Lineage: Eukaryota; Viridiplantae; Streptophyta; Magnoliopsida; Cucurbitales; Cucurbitaceae. The transcript is spliced from 6 exons. Gene Ontology annotation, cellular component: extracellular region. Gene Ontology annotation, biological process: defense response.
AUGGAGGUGGGGACCACAACAGAAAGGAUAGGGAUAGGAAGAUGUAUUUUAGAAAAGUUGGUCGAAGACAAAGACUCAUGUGUCAAAUUUCAAGAAGGAUAUUCAAAAUUUUGUCUAUUAUUAAGUAUUUCUAGUUUUCUCUUCUUUCUUUUUUUUUUCCACACCCAUGCAGCUACGUUUGAAGUCCGCAAUAAUUGUGUCUUCACUGUUUGGGCUGCCGCAGUACCGGGCGGUGGACGACAGCUUAAUCAAACAGAUGUUUGGACAUUCGAAGUGAAACCCGACCUUAAGGAUGUUCGUAUUUGGGCUCGAACCAACUGCAGCUUCGAUGAAUCAGGUCGCGGUAGAUGUGAGACUGGUGAUUGUGGUGGCCUCCUCGAGUGCCAAGCUUACGGUACUCCGCCCACCACCCUCGCCGAAUACACAUCGACCCAAUUCAAUUUGUUCAAACUGGACCUCUUUGAUAUAUCUCUCGCCCAUGGCUUUAAUGUUCCCACGGAGUUCAGCCCAACUUCUUGCAGAUGCACUGGUGGUGGGGUCAGUGGCAUCAGCUGCACAGCGGACAUCAACAGACAGUGCCCAACGGAGCUGAGAGCUCCUGGAGGCUGCAACAGCCCUUGCACAGUGUUUGGUAGCGAUCGAUACUGCUGCACUGCCCGACACAGCAAAUGCGGGUCGACAAAUUACUCCAGAUUCUUCAAGAGUCGGUGUCCACAUGUUUACAGUUACGCAAAAGACGGUGCCUCCAGCACCUUUACUUGCCCUGGAGGAACCAACUAUAGAGUCGUCUUCUCGGCUAUCUUUGAAGUACGCAACAAUUGUCUCUUCACUGUUUGGGCUGCCGUAGUGCCAGGCGACGGACGACAGCUUAAUCAAACAGAUGUUUGGACACUCGAAAUGAAACCCGACAUUAAGGGUGCUCGUAUUUGGGCUCGAACCAACUGCAACUUCGAUGCAUCGGGUCGUGGUAGAUGUGAGACUGGUGACUGUGGUGGCCUCCUCCAGUGCCAAGAUUACGGUACUCCGCCGAACACCCUCGCAGAAUAUUUAUCAUACGAAUAUGAUAUCACGAACUUGGAGAUGGGUGAUAUUUCUCUCAUCGAUGGAUUUAAUGUUCCGAUAGAGUUCAGCCCCACUUCUAGCAAAUGCUCAAAGCUAAGCUGCACAGCGGACAUCAACCGACAGUGCCCAAAGGAGUUGAGGGCUCUUGGAGGCUGCAACAAUCCUUGCACCGUGUUCGGUGGCGAUCGAUACUGCUGCACUGUCCCGGACAGCAGCUGUGGGUCGACAAGUUACUCUAGAUUCUUCAAGAAUUUGUGCCCAAAUGCGUACAGUUACUCAGAAGACAUUGCCACUCAUGUAUUUACUUGUCCCAAAGGAACCAACUAUAAGUAUACAGUCGUCUUCUGCCCUUAGAACCUUACAAUGUAUAAACCAACACUUUGC